Messenger RNA from Brassica oleracea var. oleracea, 1034 nucleotides. RefSeq names its product protein FANTASTIC FOUR 4. Bases 133 to 1014 code for a protein of 293 amino acids. NCBI's taxonomy places the organism in Eukaryota, Viridiplantae, Streptophyta, Magnoliopsida, Brassicales, Brassicaceae. The record is from RefSeq and is a predicted model, not a curated record. The transcript has a single exon.
UCUCCUUAUCUCUCAAAUUCACUUCCAAAGCCUCUCAUCUCCUCUCCUACUUAUCUCUCCCCCUCUCUGCUUCCUUGUUUCCACAUAACAACAAAGUCUCUUACAAGAAUCAUCUUCCAAAAUUCAUAAGCCAUGGCAACUGUUGUAUAUCAAGGGUAUCAAUCUCAUUUUGAGUCUCAGCACUUUGAGCCAAGAGCUCUAAGACUUAGACUCUCUUCUCCUAACAAUCCUCACUCAUCCACACCUCUCAAAUCCCAUUUCCUUGACUCAUCCAUCACUCCACAAGACAACAUCUCUACCUCUAAUGCAGCUUCCUUGCCCUCGCCAGCUCCUAAACCGAGCUCUAGCUCGGAAAGUUGGCUCGAGACCAUCUCAAACUCGAGCUCUGAUGAAAAAGACAAGAAGACAUUACUUCCCUACGUUCAUUCUCCAUCUUCCCGUAGAACUCUCAGCGAUGAGAGCUUAGCAUUGUGCACUGAAAGCCUCGGUAGCGAGACGGGCUCUGAUGUUAUUACCGAUCAAGAUUUGUUCUCGGUUUCAUCCGAAUUACAAACCAUGGAAACUAGAACUUCGACCACCACAUCAAGAACACCAAGACAAGAUAGGAAGAGAGAUUUGUUGGCUUCACUUCCACCUCCUUUGACAACUAUGAGAGGAUUUGAUUGCAUUCAAGUCAAGUCCCACCGCGAGAAUGGAAGAUUGGUGAUGACGGCCGUGAAACCUCUGCCGCGGGAUAGAUGCUUACAGGACCGAAGUAAUGGCUGCGUCCGGCUCGCGUUCUUGGUUGAUUCUGAUGACCACAAAGAGAUAGAGACCAAAGAAGAAGAAGAAACGACCGAGAUAGGGAGAGAUAACGAAGAAGCGAUUCAAGAAUACCAGGCAGAAGAAGUUGAAGAAGAAGACAACGAAGUGAUGAUUAUUGAUAACAUUCAAAGAUCAAGUAGAUGUCAUGAAGGAGAUCGAGAAAACAGAGGAUUUCUAACAUGGGAAUCUUUAUGUGUUGCCACUUCUUAAAAAAAUAAUCUUUCUACUCA